Molecule: messenger RNA, 1677 nt
Organism: Prinia subflava (tawny-flanked prinia)
Lineage: Eukaryota; Metazoa; Chordata; Aves; Passeriformes; Cisticolidae
Gene: TRIM63
Product: tripartite motif containing 63
Exons: 9
Coding region: 260-1318 (352 amino acids)
Biological process (GO): protein ubiquitination
Cellular component (GO): cytoplasm
Molecular function (GO): zinc ion binding; ubiquitin protein ligase activity
Source: RefSeq, a predicted model, not a curated record
GCCGGGGGCAGCGCGGGGCCCUGUUUACCCCGCGGCUCCCGCUCGGGCACGUCCCGGCACGGGCGGGCAGCGCCUCUGGACAGCCUGUGCCCGACUUGUUUACCGGCCCUCCCCGGCGCUCACCGCCGUGUGACAGGUGCUGUCCCGACACCCGACACCCGACACCGCGACAGCGACCCGCGUGACGGCAGAUAUGGAUAAAUAUCGGGGCCGGCGGUGCCGGCGGCGAGAGCGCUGAGAGGAGAGCACUGCCGAGCCCAUGGACUUCCAAGCCGGAAUCCUGCAGGAUGGCAGCCCCAUGGAGAGCCUGGAGAAGCAGCUCAUCUGCCCCAUCUGCCUGGAGAUGUUCAGCAAGCCCGUGGUGAUCCUGCCCUGCCAGCACAACCUGUGCCGCAAGUGCGCCAACGACGUCUUCCAGGCUGCCAACCCGUACUGGCAGAGCCGGGGCUGUUCGAUUUCGGGGGGCCGGUUCCGGUGCCCCUCGUGCCGCCAUGAGGUGCUGCUGGACCGCCACGGUGUCUACGGGCUGCAGAGGAACCUGCUGGUGGAGAACAUCAUCGACAUCUACAAGCAGGAGUGCUCCAGCAGGCCACUGAAAAAGGGGGAGCACCCCAUGUGCAAGGAGCACGAGGACGAGCGGAUCAACAUCUACUGCGUCACCUGCGAGGUCCCCACCUGCUCCAUGUGCAAGGUGUUCGGUGCCCACAAGGACUGCGAGGUGGCCCCUCUGGAAAGCGUCUUCCAGGGCCAGAAGACUGAGCUGAACAACUGCAUCUCCAUGCUCGUGGCGGGGAAUGACCGCAUCCAGACCAUCAUCUCCCAGCUGGAGGACUCCUGCCAGAGCACCGAGGAGAACAGCGAGGCGGCCAAGAGGGAGCUCUGUGCUCGCUUUGACGCCCUGGCGGCGCUGCUGGAGGAGAAGAAGGCGGAGCUGCUGCAGCGCAUCUCGCAGGAGCAGGCGGACAAGACCGCCUUCAUCCAGAGCCUCAUCUGCCAGUACAAGGAGCAGCUGGAGAAGUCGGGCCGGCUGGUGGAGACAGCCAUCCAGGCAGCCGAGGAGACCGGGGGGGCCGCCUUCCUCAUGAAUGCCAAGCAGCUCAUAAAAACGAUCGUGGAGGCCUCCAAGGGUGCUCGCCUGGACAAGAUCGAGCCGGGCUAUGAGAGCAUGGAUGCCUUCUCCGUGAGCCUGGAGCACCUCACCGAGGCCGUCCAUGCCCUGGACUUCGACCCGGAGGAAGAUGAGGAAUACUUUGAUGGGGAGGAAGAAGAGGUGGAAGAGAGCGCAGCGCCUGAGAGGACGGUGAUGGCUUCCCUGUAGCCACAGCAACGUUCCCGGCGCGGGAGAAACCCUCCUGGGCACAGGAUGGGAGAAACCCCUGGGCACAGGAUGGGAGAAACGCCCCCGGGCACAGAAUGGGAGAAACCCCCCGGGCACAGGAUGGGAGAAACCCCCCGGGCACAGGAUGUCCGGCGAUGGAUUUGGGAUGGGGGGGACACUCGGCAGGGACCUGGCCAGCCGGCGCCUGCCCCAGCACAGGACACUUUUCUAUACGGGUGCAAACAGGACAAUUCCGCACGUUUUGUAAUUCCCUUGUUUUGUAUAUAAUUGUCACGGAUUUGAAAUUUGUGUAUUUUGUAAAGAAAACCGGUGCUUUGGGUGGUCAUUUUCUUCCUCGC